AUGGCACUUCAAUCCCCUGCUGCUCCCCAUUUUUGUGGCCUAUGGGAGACAGCAGUGCGAUCAGCAAAAAUCCACAUCCUGAAAGUUAUCGGUGAUAACCCUGCGACGAUCGAGGACUUCAACACUCUUCUGGUGCAGGUGGAGGCUUGUCUGAAUUCCAGGCCUAUUACGGAGAUGUCGGACGAUCCGAAUGACUUCGAACCACUUACACCUGGCCAUUUUUUAAUUGGAACAUCGCUCCGCAAGCUACCAGAUCCGGAUAUUCUACACCUCCCAACGAAUCGAUUGACCCAAUUUCAGGUGAUUCAACAAAGGGUACAGGUAUUUUGUCGCUACUACAGUACUUGUCGCUACUACAGAGCCGGACAAAGCGUUGGAAACCACCAGUUGAGAUCACCGUUGGGUAGCUCGUGGUCCUGA
Messenger RNA from Armigeres subalbatus, 420 nucleotides. RefSeq lists its product as uncharacterized. NCBI's taxonomy places the organism in Eukaryota, Metazoa, Arthropoda, Insecta, Diptera, Culicidae. Gene Ontology annotation, molecular function: nucleic acid binding. The record is from RefSeq and is a predicted model, not a curated record. The transcript has a single exon. Bases 1 to 420 code for a protein of 139 amino acids.